GUAAUUAGAUCGCAAAUAUCAAGAGGUUCCGUUCCGGUGAUAUCCGUCAAGAAAAAGAAAUAAAUGGGCCAAAUUCAGCAGGCCCGAACCUUGAAAUCCAAUUGAGCGCACGUGUGUCUACGAAGAAGAGCGAAACGCAGACGGCGUCCCUGAUGGCAGCGUCGUUCAGGUGGAUAUUACAAUUACACAAGGAUGUUCCAAAAGCCGCACGCUUCUACUCCGAAGGCUUGGACUUCACCAUCAACGUGUGCUCUCUCCGUUGGGCCGAACUUCAAUCUGGUUCUCUCAAGCUUGCCCUCAUGCAUUCUUCCCAUGAUCAAGCCACCGCGCAGAAAGCGUACUCCUCCCUUUUGUCUUUUACGGUGACUGACAUGAACAGUACAGUAACUAAAUUAAUGGCGUUAGGAGCUGAACUUGAUGGGCCCAUCAAAUAUGAGAUCCAUGGAAAGGUUGCAGCUAUGCGGUGUAUUGAUGGACAUGUCUUAGGCCUGUAUGAACCUGUCUAAGAUGCAUAGCAGAUUCAGUAUCAACAAUACCCUCUGUUGUCAUGCAGCAGCAGGAUAUGGCGUGUGAAGAAGCAACAGACCUGAGAAUAAGGUAAAAUGAUUAGAAGAUUGAAAAGAAGGUAUUCAAAUGCCUCCAAAUUAUCUGUCUUUAAGAUGGGGUUAUUUUGGCACCAUCCAUAUCUGCUAUAUUUGACAGGAAAUCACCUCUAGAUUUCUUUUUUCUCUUUAAGGAAGACAGCUUCUCUUUCCUCCCUGUUGAAUUUUGGUUUAAUUAUAAUAUCUUGUCUUCUAC
This is a messenger RNA of Vigna unguiculata (cowpea), 798 nucleotides long. RefSeq names its product Lactoylglutathione lyase / glyoxalase I family protein. Lineage: Eukaryota; Viridiplantae; Streptophyta; Magnoliopsida; Fabales; Fabaceae. The record is from RefSeq and is a predicted model, not a curated record.